This is a messenger RNA of Pneumocystis jirovecii RU7, 3156 nucleotides long. RefSeq lists its product as uncharacterized. NCBI's taxonomy places the organism in Eukaryota, Fungi, Ascomycota, Pneumocystomycetes, Pneumocystales, Pneumocystaceae. The record is from RefSeq and is a predicted model, not a curated record. The annotation marks the transcript as partial. The transcript has a single exon.
AGCCACACACCACAACGCAAAUCCACCCCCAUCUGGCACGGCUUGGCGCGGGCGGUGGCGCGGGCGGUUAAGCGGCAGACAGCAGGGGUAAAGAAUAAUGAAGUUGAAGAACGUCUUUUUGCUUUGAUUACAAAAGAGGAUUAUAGCGAUGUUGCAAAAUGUAAAAAUAAAAUAAAAGAAUAUUGCGAUGGAUUGAAAAAUGCUUCACUAACAUCAGAAAAAGUACAUAAAAAAUUAAAAAAUUUUUGCAAUGAUGGAAAAGAAGAAAAAAAAUGCGAGGAACUGAAAACAAAUAUUGAAAAAAAAUGUAACACAUUCAAAGAUAAACUUAAAACAGCAGCUGUAAAAGAAACUUCAGCUUUGAAAGAUGAGGAUUGCAAAGAAAAUGAACAAGAAUGCCUAUUUUUGGAGGGAGCAUGUUCAAAAGAGCUUAAAGAUGAUUGCAAUACUUUGAGAAAUAAGUGCUAUCAAAAGAAGCGUGAUAAAGUGGCGGAAGAUGCUCUUUUAAGAGCAGUUCGCGGAGGUUUAACUAGUGAAGCUACAUGUCAAGGAAGGCUCAAAGAGGUUUGCAUAGAGUUGAGUCAAAAAAGCGAUGAAUUAACGAAGCUCUGUCUUUACCAAGAAAUGUCGUGUAAAACAUUUGUAUCAAAAAAACAAGAAAAAUGUAAUAGCCUUGAACAGGAAGUUAAAGAAGCACUUAAAAAAAACAGUGAAUUGCGAGGAAAAUGUCUACCAUUACUUGAGCAAUGUUACUUUCAUAGAGGGAACUGUGAAGGAGACAAAUCAAAGUGCAGUGAACCUACUAAUCAGGACUGCAAAGAAUAUAUACCAGAUUGCGAUAAACUAGAAGAAGAAUGUGAAAAACAAAAUAUCAUUUACACACAUCCGGGACCCGAUUUCAAUCCAACUAAAGCAGAGCCUACAGUGGCAGAGGACAUAGGGCUGGAAGAGCUUUAUAAAGAGGCUGAGAAGGAUGGAAUUUUUAUUGGAAAGAAUCAUCUAAGAGAUGCAACAGCUUUGUUGGCGUUGUUGAUUGAAAAUAGUAAUGAUGCUGAAAAAAAAUGCAAUGAGGUCCUCAAAGAUAAGUGCAAAAACUCUCAUGAACAUGAGGCCUUGGAAAAACUAUGUAAUAAAACUAAUCCAAGUGAUUAUAAAAAAAAAAAAUGCGAAGAAUUAGAGAAAGAUAUCAGAAAAACAUGUGAUAUUCUCACGUCAAAGCUUAUAAGUAAUCGUCUUUUUGAUGCAGUAAAUUCUAAAGUUGAAUGGGGCAAGUUGCCAACAUUUCUUAGUGAUGAAGAGUGUGCAAAACUAGAAUCUUAUUGCUUUUAUUUUAAAGAAAGAUGUCCAGAUGUCAAAGAAGCUUGUAUGAAUGUGAGGGCAGCGUGUUAUAAGAGAGGGCUUGAUGCACGGGCAAAUAAAGUGCUGCAAGAAAAUAUGCGAGGAAUGUUACAUGGUUCAAACAAAAGCUGGCUUGAAAAAUUUCAACAAGAAUUAGUAAAAGUAUGCAAGGAACUAAAAGAAAAUAAAGAAAAUUUCCCAAACGACGAACUAUUUGUUCUGUGUGUACAGCCAGCAAAAGCGGCCCGGUUGCUUACACAUGACCAUCAAAUGAAAGUUAUCUUUUUACGACAACAAUUGGAUCAAAAGAGAGAUUUUCCGACAGAUAAAGACUGCAAGGAAUUAGGGAAAAAAUGCCAAGAUUUAGGAAAGGAUUCAAAAGAAAUUACGUGGCCAUGUCAUACACUGGAACAGCAAUGCAAUCGCUUGGGGACUACAGAAAUUUUGAAGCAGGUUUUACUAAAUGAACACAAGGAUACUUUGAAAACUCAUGAAAACUGUGUAACAUAUUUAAAGGAAAAGUGUAAUAAAUGGUCUAGAAGAGGCAAUGACCGUUUCUCUUUUGUAUGUGUCUUCCAAAACACUACGUGUAAGCUGAUGGUAGAUGAUGUAAAAGAUAGGUGUGAAGUAUUCGAAAAAAAUAUGCAAGCAUCAGAUAUUAAUGACUUCCUUGAAAAAAAACAAAUAAAAACAGAAUCAGCAUCAAAUAUUUGCCCUUCAUGGCAUCCAUACUGUGAUAGAUUUUUACCCAAUUGUCCUGAUCUUGACAAAGGAAAAACUUUCUGUCAAAAUCUCAAAAAAUAUUGCGAACCAUUUUAUAAAAGAAAGGUUUUAGAAGAUGCUCUUAAAGUAGAGCUUCGAGGAAAGCUGAGUGAUGAAAACAAAUGUACUACAGAAUUAAAGGGAUAUUGUACAAUAGCGAAAAACGUAAAUAAUGCGUCAAUCAGUGGUUUAUGCAAAGAUAGCACUCAAGGUAAUAAUAAAAAGCCUGACGACAAAGUGGUAAAAGAGCUUUGUAAGAAAUUGAUGGAAGAAAUAAAAGAGCAAUGUGAGACAUUACCAGCAGAAUUAACGGAGCUGGAAAAAAGCCUAGAAAAAGAUGUUAAAACAUAUAAAGAACUUAAGAAAGAGGCAAAGAAAGCAAUGAACAAGUCUAAUCUUGUUUUAUCACUCGUUAAGAAAAACAAAAGUAAUACAUCAAAAAAUAAUAGAAAUAAUAGCAAAAACAAGGAUAAGAAUGCCGUUUCAAACGGAUUUCAAGAUAUCACAGAACAUGUGAAAAUACUACGGAGAGGAGUUAAGGAUGUAUCCGUAACAGAAUUAGAAGCUAAAGCAUUUGAUUUGGCAGCAGAAGUAUUUGGAAGAUAUGUAGAUUUGAAGGAAAGAUGUGAGAAAUUGGAAUCGGAUUGCGGGAUUAAAGACGAUUGCGAUGGUUUAAAAGAAGUGUGUGGAAAGAUUGAGAAGACAUGUCGCGAUCUGAAGCCUCUGGAGGUGAAGUCGCACGAAAUAGUCACAGAAAGCACAACGACGACCACAACGACCACAACAACCGUUACCGAUCCGAAGGCAACGGAAUGCAAAUCCUUACAGACAACAGACACAUGGGUUACACAGACAUCGACACACACAAGCACGUCUACCAUCACAUCUACGAUUACAUCAAAAAUAACACUCACAUCAACGAGGCGUUGCAAACCAACCAAGUGUACGACAGGGGAUGAUGCAGAGGACGUGAAGCCGAGUGAGGGAUUGAAGAUGAGUGGGUGGAAUGUUAUGAGGGGGGUGAUAGUAGCAAUGGUUAUUUCGUUCAUGAUUUAG